CGAGCCCGUCCUGCGGGAGCCGAGCUGCGGCCGCGCUGCUGCGGGCCCCGGAGUCCGCGGCGCUGGCCCGGCCCGGCCACGCCGAUUGUCAUGCAAUAGAGGCAGCCCGGUCCCGGACCCCGCGCCGCGCCUCCGAGCUGGCGCCCGGCGGGUUCAGGGAGGCGGCGAGUUGGCGGGUCCUCGCUGGAGUCACUCCGGGCUCCGCCAGGCCGGGUCCCAGCGGACCGGCGGACGGUUUCCUCUGCGAGCACCACCGUGUCUUGCAUCCUCUCCCCAGCGGUCCUCCCCCGGCGGUCGUCCUCCUCUGUCUGGGAGAUACCGUCAAAUUAAUUUUCCCAGUUAAAAACUUAAAAGCUUAUUAGARCCCCGCCGUGCCCCGGCACCGCACGGUUUGCAAAGUGAAUAGAACGUGGUCCCAGCGCCCGGGACGCGUCAGCUCCAGGAUCCAGAUGAACGCAGACUCGGAGUCGAGUUUGGAGAACUCAGAGUUUGGCUCCGGUUAUCAUGAUUUUAGAGCUCUAGACUUUGGGAUCCUUGAGGCUAUUCAGCUAUGCACUUUUGAAUAUCCUCUCACCAUAUUCAACAUAACGUUCUUAAUGAUUAUCCUCAGCAGGACAGGUGUGAGAGGAUUGCUAUUGUACUACAAUCAUGGUGCAAAAAUACCAGUCACCAGUGAGGGUGUAUAAACACCCCUUUGAAUUAAUUAUGGCUGCCUAUGAAAGGAGGUUCCCUACCUGUCCGCUGAUUCCCAUGUUUGUGGACAGUGACACUGUGAAUGAAUUCAAGAGCGAAGACGGGGCCAUUCACGUCAUUGAAAGGCGCUGCAAGCUGGACAUAGACGCACCCCGGCUGUUGAAGAAGAUUGCAGGAGUUGAUUAUGUUUAUUUUGUCCAGAAAAACUCUCUCAAUUCUCGGGAGCGCACUCUGCACAUUGAGGCCCAUAAUGAAACGUUUUCCAAUCGGGUCAUCAUUAACGAGCACUGCUGCUACACCGUUCACCCUGAGAACGAAGACUGGACCUGUUUUGAACAGUCUGCAAGUUUAGAUAUCAAAUCUUUCUUUGGUUUUGAAAGUACAGUGGAAAAAAUUGCCAUGAAACAGUAUACCAGCAACAUUAAAAAAGGGAAGGAAAUCAUUGAGUACUACCUUCGUCAGCUUGAAGAAGAGGGCAUCACCUUCGUGCCGCGCUGGACCCCACCUUCCAUCGGGCCUUCUUCAGAGACGUCCUCGUCCAGCAAGAGUCAGGUGGCCUCCACGGCUGUUGUGGUCCCAGAGGCUGCCCUCAAGGAGGGGCUGAAUGGAGAGGUCCUCAGCAACCCUGGAGGGACCCCUGAGCCCACGGUGGGAACCCCUGAUGACAAACUCGAUGCCGAUUACAUCAAGAGGUAUCUGGGUGACCUGACCCCACUCCAGGAGAGCUGCCUUAUCAGGCUUCGCCAGUGGCUCCAGGAAACCCACAAGGGCAAGAUCCCAAAGGAUGAGCAUAUUCUUCGGUUCCUACGCGCUCGGGAUUUUAACAUCGACAAGGCCAGAGAGAUCAUGUGUCAGUCUUUAACAUGGCGGAAGCAGCACCAGGUGGACUACAUCCUGGACACCUGGACCCCACCCCAGGUGCUUCAGGAUUACUACGCGGGAGGAUGGCACCAUCACGACAAAGACGGACGGCCUCUCUACGUGCUCAGGCUGGGGCAGAUGGACACCAAGGGCUUGGUACGAGCCCUGGGUGAGGAAGCCCUGCUGCGAUACGUUCUCUCCAUAAACGAAGAGGGCCUGAGGCGUUGUGAAGAGAACACGAAGGUCUUCGGCCGGCCCAUCAGUUCCUGGACCUGCCUGGUGGACCUGGAGGGGCUGAACAUGCGCCACUUGUGGAGACCUGGCGUCAAAGCCCUGCUGCGAAUCAUCGAAGUGGUGGAGGCCAAUUACCCAGAGACGCUGGGCCGCCUUCUCAUCCUCCGGGCACCCAGGGUCUUCCCUGUUCUCUGGACGCUGGUCAGUCCAUUCAUUGAUGACAACACCAGAAGGAAGUUCCUCAUUUACGCAGGAAAUGACUACCAGGGCCCCGGCGGCCUGCUGGACUACAUCGACAGAGAGAUCAUUCCAGAUUUCCUGAGCGGGGAGUGCAUGUGUGAAGUGCCAGAGGGUGGACUGGUCCCCAAAUCUCUGUAUAGGACUGCGGAGGAGCUGGAAAACGAAGACCUGAAGCUCUGGACCGAGACCAUCUACCAGUCUGCAAGUGUGUUCAAAGGAGCCCCUCACGAGAUUCUCAUUCAGAUUGUGGAUGCUGCUUCUGUGAUCACUUGGGAUUUUGACGUGUGCAAAGGCGACAUUGUCUUUAAUAUCUAUCACUCCAAGAGGUCUCCGCAGCCCCCCAAGAAGGACUCCCUGGGGGCCCACAGCAUCACCUCUCCAGGCGGGAACAACGUGCAGCUCAUAGACAAGGUCUGGCAGCUGGGCCGCGACUACAGCAUGGUGGAGUCGCCCCUGAUUUGCAAAGAAGGAGAAAGUGUGCAGGGCUCUCAUGUGACCAGGUGGCCAGGCUUCUACAUCCUGCAGUGGAAGUUCCACAGCAUGCCGGCGUGUGCGGCUACCAACCUGCCCCGGGUGGACGACGUGCUGGCCUCCCUGCAGGUGUCCUCACACAAGUGCAAAGUGAUGUACUACACAGAAGUGAUCGGCUCCGAGGACUUCAGAGGCUCGAUGACCAGCCUGGAGUCCAGCCACAGUGGCUUUUCCCAGCUGAGCGCCACCACCACCACCUCCAGCCAGUCUCACUCCAGCUCCAUGAUUUCCAGAUGGCAAUUUUGCUGACAGCUGCCAAGAAAGUGCUUCACUCACCCGUCCACACGUGCCCAGAGGUGUUUCUAGAGCAUUUGACUUGCAGCCAUGCCCCACCCCAGGCUGAAGACGCGUUCCUUUUAGUUGGUUCAGAAGUGGAACUCUUUUAUCCCCAGAGAGCUGACUGUGUCUCUGAGACUUGAGAGCAGCAUGGGACUGCACGGUGCCCGAGGCCCUCGGGAGCGUGGUGGCCCUCGGGAGCAUGGGGCCCCUCGUCUUGUGAGGGAUCGGGCACAGGGUUCCCUGUGCAGCUGCGCGUCUCUCGACGUCUCGUGCCCUGCCGCUCUUGAAAUGCUGCUGUCAUCUCCCUUUGACGCUCCAAUGAUUCUGUUGGUUCUUCCUUCUAUUACUAGUGUCUUAAUUCACUUUCCUAAAUCCAUUAUUUGCAUAUCAGAAUUCCCUAAAUGUUUUGUAAACAUAUUACCUCACUCUUGGUAAUACAAUACUGAUAGUCUUUAAAAGAUUUUUUUAUUGUUACCAAUAAUAAAUGUG
Urocitellus parryii (Arctic ground squirrel) is the source of this 3327-nucleotide messenger RNA. RefSeq names its product SEC14 like lipid binding 1 (gene Sec14l1). Gene Ontology annotation, biological process: negative regulation of RIG-I signaling pathway. Gene Ontology annotation, cellular component: cytoplasm; cytosol. The record is from RefSeq and is a predicted model, not a curated record. Lineage: Eukaryota; Metazoa; Chordata; Mammalia; Rodentia; Sciuridae. Gene Ontology annotation, molecular function: RIG-I binding.